UGUUUGGCUUUGAAACGUUUGCGUGUUGCUUCACACCACCGCAAGCAUCACGUUAUAGUAUUGACUUUGGGGUAAAAUGAAUUAUGUCACGGCAUCUCUCAGGUUGUUCUGAUAUAUGUACAAACUAAACUGAAUGAGUUUAAGCUUCGGUCACGUCUUUGGAAGUCACUUCCCUUCCUCUUUUGACUUUGGAAAGCAGCGCACUCGUACCGCUUUUAUUUCAGCAACGCCGACAUCUCUUUAACACACACUGUAUCUUCUGUUGCGUGACAAGACUUUGUCACAUGGCGGGCCUUUGGAGAUCUUAUCAGGUGCUGAUGGCCAAACAUCCAUGGACAGUGCAGAUUAUAACUGCUGGCUCUCUGGUGGGUGUGGGUGAUGUCAUCUCUCAGCAGCUGAUUGAACGCCGUGGACUGGCCAAUCACAGCGUGAGACGCACAGCCAAGAUGAUGAGCAUUGGCUUCUUCUUUGUCGGUCCAGUGGUCGGCGGAUGGUACAAGGUGCUGGACAAGCUUGUUACUGGUGGUACUAAAAGUGCAGCUCUGAAGAAAAUGCUGGUUGACCAGGUGGGCUUUGCUCCGUGUUUCUUGGGUGCUUUUCUGGGAAUAUCUGGAGCGCUCAAUGGACUGACUGUGGAAGAGAAUGCAGCCAAACUCAAGAGGGACUACAUGGAUGCCUUGAUCUCCAAUUACUAUCUUUGGCCGCCGGUGCAGAUCGCCAAUUUUUAUUUCAUCCCUCUCCACCACAGAUUGGCUGUUGUUCAGGUUGUGGCUGUAGCCUGGAACUCUUACCUCUCAUGGAAAGCCAAUAAGAUUUAAUGAGACUGACCACUACCUCACACACAGGAACAUUUUUGUUUGUAGUUUUUUAACAGUUGAUCUUUAGCAAAUGUAUUAACACACACACGUGCACAAAACUAACAGAUAAAGUUUGCACAACCAAGUCAAAGCUGAAAGUAAUUUAGAUUUCUGACAUUUUAUUAACCUCUGAAAUUAAUGCCAUUUGUGAUUAUAGAUUCUGAAAAGAAUUUAUAUUAAUUCUGUACAUUUGAUUUUGAUGUCUAUUUUUUACCAGUGUUUAGAUGGUGUAUUAUGGUCAAUAACUAAGAACAGCAGGCCUGUUACAGGAUGUGACUCCAUUUUGAGUCAUUUUUUGUCUUCUGUGGUCACAGUGAUUAAAUUAAGGAACAUGUGAUUGACAGAAGUGGAGUUGUGGAUCUUAUGUCUUCUACUAGGUCAUUGCAUUGAGUAUCACAAUACAGUACUGUGUAUAAAAUAAAUAUUUCACAAAAGCCAGAA
Labeo rohita (rohu) is the source of this 1298-nucleotide messenger RNA. RefSeq names its product mitochondrial inner membrane protein MPV17 (gene mpv17). NCBI's taxonomy places the organism in Eukaryota, Metazoa, Chordata, Actinopteri, Cypriniformes, Cyprinidae. Bases 285 to 818 code for a protein of 177 amino acids. Gene Ontology annotation, cellular component: cytoplasm; membrane. The record is from RefSeq and is a predicted model, not a curated record. The transcript is spliced from 8 exons.